AUGAGGGUAGCAGCUGUUUUCCUGCCCAUUAGAGGAGAAGCUGAAUGGAGAAGAAAAGACUGCUUGUUUAAAGGAUGUACCUUUGCAAUCCCAUCGGACCUGAAGGAAUGCCUGCUCUUAGGAAAGGGCAGGAUGAGAGUCCCCGAGGCCCGAGGCCUGGCUUCCUGCUCAUCUGCCUUCUCCCACGGUGCCAGCCCGAUGGCCUGUGAGGACACGUGGCCCCAGCACAUCCAAGCCCAGCCUCAGAGCCCCAGGAUAUACCACAUCACCAUUCACACCAGCAGGUCUUCCUACUCGCCAGGUGACACAGUGCCAGUGACUGUGAGCAGCGGCCGUGACCUCGUGGGAUCCGCUCAGGCUCAAAGAGCGUCUGGUCAUCAAACAGCCAGCACUUUCCUGCUUGUCCCUCCUCGUUCCAAACUGAUGGCUUGUUUCAAAGAGGACGACGCGGUCACCCACCCAGACAAGUCCUGGAAGAGAACCCUGUCCUUCAUGCGGAAGGCCCCCGCCCAGCCCACGGGCGACAUCCGAUUCCUUUUAUCGGCCAUCCAGUUGUAUUUCACUGUCUGGGCAAGGACUGAAUCACCUGUCGUGUCUCCAUAGACACACAGCAGAGCCCAGAGCCGCAUGGAACUGGGCCCGCCGAUGCCAAGCCCUGGGCAGAGGCCGGAGGGUGUCGAAGGACCUGCCCCAGGUGGUGGACCCUCGGUGCGCAUCUGUGCCAGCAGGGCUCCAUGCUUCUCCUUCGCCUACUCCAUUUCGCCCCCUCGGCACUGGCAUGCCGCUGCUCAGCCCUCUUUUGCAGCAGCAUGCAGAUACCCCUGCUGCUGCCCUGGCUGGGGCCGCAGCGUAGAUUCUGUUCCUGCUGGUACUGGCGUGUCAGAGUUUCCUGGGGGUGCAGAGACUGUGUUCCAACCAUCGCCACACACAGCUACUAACGCCAGCAAUGGCCAGCCAUGCAGCAGGGACAGCAGCCCAACCCUCGAACCCUCCCUGGAUGUCCAUGGGCUGGACAGGCUCGUGGCCCCCAGGAGCUUGUUCCCCGAGGACUUUGCUUUCAGCCCCAGCACCCACCACAGGACUCAGGGUGAACCAAGCUUUGCUUCACUGGAAACUCACCUGCCCUCGGAUAGGAAUGAACAGGACAAGUUGGAAAUCUCCAACAGGACAGCGAAGAGGCCUUGGCUGAACACUGUCCCUCUUACCUAUUCUCAGCGCCUCUGGCUUUCUGAACCACCGACUAGGGGUAGGGGUGGGGCUGGGAGAGCCAGCCCAUCUCCUGUCUUCCACACCUCGGACUCUCCUGGGCCGCCCACUGCCACUGGCUGGUCACAGGGACCUGGACCCUCCGCCAGCUUCUUGCCCUAGUCAAAGCACGAGCUGCCCAGAGUGAAGGAGGCAAAUGGAGAGAGCAGAGUGGGCUACCUCGGGGAGGCCCACCCAAGGCCUGAGGCUGGGCAAGACGGAGCCGGUGCCCCUUCGGAGACCCAGCUCAGGACUCCUCAACUGGCAAUUCUGCUUCGCCUUUCAGCCACCUUGGGCAUGGUUUUGGCUGCUGGCCUCUGCCGCCUGCACACCCAGUGUUGCGCAAAGCAGACACAGGUGUCCUUCAGGGAGCCUGCCUGAGAUGCUGUUGCCAGGAGCGACAGCGCUGAGCCCGCACGUCAGGCAGAUCCGGGAGAACAGGUGUGGUUUGUUGGAGCCCAGUACGACUGGAUCGCUCCCUCUGUGGAGCAGGAAAACAGUCCUCUGAGCAGCCCGCCGUCCCAAGCCCCUCUGUGGCCUCAUCAGACCCCGUGGGCUGGCGUCUCAGCCGGAACAGCGCUAAUGAGAACAGCUGAUGAGCGCUGGGCGACUGUCGUUGCCCGGUGCAACGAGAAAAGCCGGCCAUCACAGUUGACCUUUGCGGCUCUCUUCCCUUCCCCCCCUCCCCCAUGCUCCCUCCCACCUCGCCUCGAGGCACAGCCUCGGAAAUUUGGGGCGCCAACAAGCACAGCGGACCCACAGAGAGCUGGGAGUCAAGCAGAGAAAUGGCCCGGAGAGAUUAAUCUACAGCAGCCACUGGAACAAGGACGAGGAUGGGACUUUGGGGACUGGCCGCUCGUGGUGGGCCAGGCAGAGGCGGAAUGGGCUAGCUGUGACAGGGCCCCGGGCUGUGGGAGAAGUCCUAACAAAGGCGGAAGGAACCAGCGGGUCCGGGUGGGGGAGGGGACGGCCGUCAUCCUCCAGGACUCAGAGCUACCCCUUGGGGAGACCUGUGGCUUUGGCUGCUGGGCGAGAGGUGCCUCAGGGAGGGAAGCUGAGGAGGAGCCCUGGGUGUGGCCUUGGGUCGGGUCAGCCUGGUGCAGAAGCAGCCGACCAGCACCAUUUCGGGCCGCGGGAGUCCAAAAUCGGCCGCCCUUCGUGUGUAGCCUGGCCAAGAGCCAGCGAAGCAACACAUUUGAUCGCAAGUACAACCAGCGUGCUGGGUUGGUCCCCGCUGCACUCCAGCAGGAUGCUGAGAGAGGCGGAGCAGUGGGAGCACUGCGAACCCACCUGGAGCAGAGCCAUGUGGCCCUGUGCAACCUCUGA
Molecule: messenger RNA, 2571 nt
Organism: Artibeus jamaicensis (Jamaican fruit-eating bat)
Lineage: Eukaryota; Metazoa; Chordata; Mammalia; Chiroptera; Phyllostomidae
Gene: REELD1
Product: reeler domain containing 1
Molecular function (GO): oxidoreductase activity, acting on metal ions
Source: RefSeq, a predicted model, not a curated record